Molecule: messenger RNA, 2784 nt
Organism: Schistosoma bovis
Lineage: Eukaryota; Metazoa; Platyhelminthes; Trematoda; Strigeidida; Schistosomatidae
Source: the annotation of a GenBank genome assembly
AUUUGUACUAUUGGAAUCUAUUUCCCCGAUCGAUUUAAAUUAUUUAUUUAUAACUAAUUGAAGAUUAUAUGUAUGAAAUCAGUAAUCAACACAUGGAAUGUUAUUUUCAACGAUGAAUAAUAAUAAUAAUAAUAAUCCAUUAAAUUAUUAUCGAGAGUCAAAUUUCACUCACUGUCAGGAUAUAUGUUUUAGUGAUUUGAAUAAUGAUUCAUGGAAAUGGGAUCUAUUAAAUAUGUCAUCGAAUUUAUUCAAAGUAGAGACGAUCGAACCAACAAGUCAAUCAUUAUCAAUGGAUUCUUCAAUGAGUGGUUCAACAUUAUAUCCAGUUGAAAAUUUUGAAAAAGUCAAUACAAAUAUUCAGAGAACAAUUAAAGAGAAAAACAUUUUUAAUGAAUUAUCAAUACAAAAGAAUCCUGAAUAUGUCAAUCAGUCUAAUAAUAAUAAUAAUAAUAAUAAUAAUAAUAAUAAUAAUCAACCAAUUGAUUUAACAAUGAAUCAUCAUCGUCACCAUCGUCAUGAGAAUCAAUUAAGUUAUGAGCAUACAACAUCAUUGUUUUAUUCAAAAAUGGAACAUAAUGCAAAUGAACAAUAUAUCAAUAGAGUAUAUCCUGAUAAUUCAAAUCAUAAUGAUUCUAUAAUACUUCCAUGUUUAUUGUGUAAAACUAUUCAACAUUCUCCAUAUCAAUUAUUAAAUCAUUUAGAAAAUAUUCAUAAAAUCAAUUCAGAUCAAUUUACAAUUGAACAUAGAAAUCAUGAAAAUAUUCCAGGAACAAUAUUUAACAUUGAACGACAACAACAGCAGAUUGAUUCAUCAUUAAAACAAUCUAAUGUAAAUCAUAAAUUAAUUCAUACUGAUUUAUAUAAAUAUUCUAAAAAUUUUACAAAUUAUUUCAAUCUAUUUAAUUUUAUAUAUAAAAAUUUAUUUUAUUCUUAUCAUAAGAAGGUUGAUGAAAUGGAAACAAUCACAUCCAAUUAUUCCAUAUCACCUAAAUAUAUAAACAAUCAAUUAGUUCAUGAUGGAAAGGAUCAGUUAGUACAAGUUGAACCAUUUUCUAAUGUUGAUCUUAAUCAAUUAACUAUAUUGGAUGAAAAUAAUCAUCAGAAUAAUUCAAUAAAUGAAAGUGUUAUAUCCUAUGAAUUAUCUUUAGAUCAAAAUUCAUUUUAUUGUUUAAAUAGAGAUAAAAAGUCUACGAAACAAUACAAUAUAACUUAUAAUUCUAAAGAUAUUUCAGAGAAAACUUCUUAUCUGAAUCGACAUUUUAUUAAUUCAAUUAACCAUAGUAAUAAAAAUAAUAAUACUGGGGUGAAAAAACAAUCAUCCAAAUUAAUAGCUCAUUUAAGACGUGAUAUAUGUGAAUAUUGUGGUAAAAUAUUUCGAAAUUGCAGUAAUUUAACUGUACAUCGACGUAUACAUACAGGUGAAAAACCAUAUCAUUGUAAUAUAUGCACAUAUUCAUGCGCUCAAUCAUCAAAAUUGACAAGGCAUAUGAAAAUACACAAUAAACAACAAAAAAUUUGCAAAUUAAAAACAUCUAAUUCCGAAUAUUCAGUGAAACAUUUAAAUAAAACAAAAAAUAAUUGUAAAUAAUGUAAUAAAAGUUUAACAUCUCAUAAAUAUGAACGUCAUUUAGAAGCAUGUAAAUACGUUAUUUGAUUACUGAUGAAAACAUAAGUAUACUAUUUCAUAGAUAAGAAACAAGUAUAAAAAAUUCGCCAUAAGUAAUCUGAAGAUAUUACUUGUACUAGAGGAAGAGUCGCUAAGUUCUUAUUUGAGCGCCAAUGUAAUAUAUACCUUGUUGUAUUCAUUAAAACAAGGAUUGAUCAUUUUUCUUCUAAACUCAACUAUUUUUGUUUAAUUGUUUUACUACUUAUUUCAAAAUGAGUAGGCAAAACAAUAUGUAUUUUUGUAAUUUACAUAUAGAUUUUAGUGAUUAGCAUUUACAGAAUGUUGUGAUUUAUUUUAUUUUAAGAUAGAAAAUUGAAAUUAGUUACUGUUUAGUAUCACACUUUAGAGGGGCAUAUUAAUCUAAUCUCAAAUGUACCAUGAUUUAUGAAUAUUCAUUUUUGAGAAGUUCUGAACUAAGGGGAAUUAAUUAUCUACGGUUGUCAAUGGUUUUAUUGUUGGUAGUUUACUGUGAUGAAAAAUGAAAAGUUUAAAUUUGUAAUCAUUAGAUCGCUUACUUGGUAAGUUUUAUCAACUAUCUCCUUAUCUUUCGAGGUUUUCGCACUGCUAAUUGUGGUUCUGGCAAGAAUGUGGGGUAUCUCCAUACAGAAUCGAACACUUGGAACCAUAUGAAAUGGAUGUGUGUGUGUUAGAGUAAGGUUAUUUUUAUUAGUGUAUACAGAUUUAUUGUAUAGAGGCUGAUAUAUAAGCUAUAACCAUGCCCCAACAGUAUUUAUUGAUUACUGUUCAAUAGUUAAGCAGUAAAAUUCAAUAAUUGUAUUUUGUAUCACCAAUUUUACCCUUGAUCUCAUUCAAUAUGCUUAUCGUAUUGAGAAUAAAGCAUCGUUCGUGUUAUAGAUAUGACUUAUAUAAUUUAGUCGGUAAAAUGGUAAGGACGGAAAGUCACUGCCUCUAACAACCAAUAGUAUCCAGUAAAAAGUUACUUUCAUAAUUCAUUACUGUAUUGAUAAACGAAACGACAAUUGUCGAGAUGAAAUUUCAGUAGAGAAAACAACACCCACUGAAGAGCAGAUUCUUUCAGUUGGGUCUCAAAAACAAAGUAACACUCAUCAUUCGUUCUACAGCAAGUUAUUGAUCCCGCGAGGCGGGAUCAUGGAUGC